Molecule: messenger RNA, 3141 nt
Organism: Hemibagrus wyckioides
Lineage: Eukaryota; Metazoa; Chordata; Actinopteri; Siluriformes; Bagridae
Gene: lg13h10orf90
Product: linkage group 13 C10orf90 homolog
Exons: 9
Coding region: 200-2458 (752 amino acids)
Source: RefSeq, a predicted model, not a curated record
CACCAGCAGCACUUCUUCAGAGAGAAGCAGAAAAAAAGGGAAAGAGUCAGACAGAGAGAGAAAGGGAGAGUCUAAUAGCAAUGUCCUCUCUAAUAUUUCCACUAAACAAGUGUCGGAGCAGUUAGAUGCUUCCUUUGCAUCUAAUAACGCCGCAGAUUGAUCUGUUCUCUCCGGGACGACCACACAAUUAGGAAUCUCCAUGGAUGUAGAAUCUGAAAGCUGGAGACGACAGCCUAUGCUUCAGAGGCAAGCCGGACAGGACGAACGUCCCUGGAAUAGGCCUCCUCGCGCAGCUCGUCCUCACAGCUGUAUUGAAGGCAAACUGAAGGACGAGUGGCUUCAAACAUUUAACAGUCUACAGACUAAUGAGGGGCUUCCUUACCUCCAGAAGAACAACACGCCUCGGAGUGAAAGCCCCAGUUUGGUGGCAAGCUCUCGGAGCAGUCUGGAGUCUCUGUGUUCUGGACUGGAGCGCAAGGAAAAGGUUCAAAUUAAGACAGGACCAAACACUCAGAGAGCCAAGGUGUGCUGCCUCGCUCCAGUUCAGAUCGGUUGGCUGCCCUUACAGAGACACGUGGUGAGGAAGGAGAGGCCGAACAAUGAUGCAGCUCAACAGGAUGGUAACAGCUGCAAGGUGAAGCUGAAGCCUCCCAUCACCCCCGUGUUACGCUGCAGUUCAGUCAGAGCAAACGGAUCAGAGUUAGGAGAGUGGACUGGGGUCAGGGGAAUGUCUGGAGCUUUCUCUCUACAGGCUGAUGCUAAAAGGAAGGCCACUCUUGCAGAGAGAGAUCAGGACACAACACUUGAUCGGGCCACCAGCGUGCAGAACAGCACAUCUCCUGACAGAUUUCUGUGGCAGACCCCAGUGCACAGGAGAAGGAGCGUUCCUCAGGUAUCUCUCCUCACAGAACCGUCUGUAGGUGGCAGAACGUCUCUCAAACAUAGCAGCUCCAUAUCCUCCAUCACAAUCACCUCCAGAAAGGUCAUCCGUUCCUCAAGCUUGCCUGAUACCAGCAUGUCUGACCAGGAUAGAAACAGGGAACCCAGCCCAAUGGCCUUAAACAACCACAUCAAGGACCCAGAUCUCACAAACCCUCUAUACCCGACAAAGAUCAUCCCACAGAGGAAAGCAGUUGUGGUUAAAAUUACUGAACAAAGAGUGGAGACUAGUAGAUUUCUGCAUCCGGGUGCUAAAAAUGGUCCAGUCUAUAGUCACCCUUCAACUCGGACUACUGGAGACCACUAUUUCUCACACUUCUCCACUAGAAGGAGCUCUGAUCUUACAUCUUCUAGUCUCUACAAGCCCUCUGUAGCUUUCUUAGGUGCGACUGGUAGAAAUAAUCAUAUACCAGAAAUGUCUACAAUGACCCACACAGAAAGGCACUCUCGAGUCCCUUUUUGUCUAGCUACCCAAGAGCCCCAGAUACCGGUGGUUCUACGGAGGAAAGCCGCCAUUAUCAAGGUGCAUGAGGAAAGAGAUAGCUCCAGCAGUGAUGAUGUGAACCAUAGAUGGAAAGCGGCGUACAGGCACAGCUUCACUGACUUUAAACCACAAUCAGACAAUACACACACACUUUCUGGAUCUAAGAUGCGAGAUUUGAGUGGCAGCACCAAAUUAUACAAAUCCACAAUGUCCCUCCAUCUGACAUCCACUAAUGGUGCUCCUCUGGAUGACUCACUCACGAGAGGUUCCCAACCCCGGAGGCCUGCUAGUUGUUAUGCUAGUCUGUUUAGUCCUGUUGAGCCAAGGGCUGAAGGUUCACAAGAUGUUACAGAUCACAGCACAGUUCUUCCCCAUGAGACAAAUAUUGACCUUGCAUGCUCCACUGCCAGCAGCUUAAACAGGUGUUGGAGCACUGAAAGAGGAGCAGGAAGCCAUGACAAGAUUUAUCCAAGGACAGAGAGCUCUGCUUCAGAUAAAGGGCAGAGCAAGAGGGAGUCUGCUCUCCUGAGGAACCAGCCUUUAACUCUCAUCAAAAUGCCAGAUAGCACAACCCAUGAGACCCAUGAUGCUAUAGUGGCCCUGAAUGCUGCCGCCAUUAUAGCCAAUAUAAAGCUGCAGAGUGAGCAGAAGAAGAAAAUCCAGACCAGUGGCAACACAGAUGGACAGAAAGGCCCUGCAUCCCUGAGGAAAGCUGCAGGAGCCAGUGCUGAUGAAGCAAAUAUUGCUGAGCGGAGUGUAACAGCUUCCUGUCCUGUGGAGAGUGAGAUAGCAGCGCAGACAAAGACAAGGCAUGCAGAGUUUGCUUCGCUCGUGACUACUCAUGACGCAUUAUUAUCGCAACCUCACACACUCAGGGAAGCGCCGGAGCAUCAGAGGUCAGACUUCAUCAGGCAAUCUCAAGCACAAGAGAGGCAACACCUGCUGAACACACACACACCCCAGCACAAUCACCAACAUCUGGUCAGGGACAGAGAGAAAGUUUUGGAUCCGGUUCUGAAUAGAGGGAAAGACUGAAACAGUGGGAGAGAGGUUAAUGAUGUUGUUUUGCUGCCGCCUGUCCGGUCUGUGCCAGCGCUGAGAAGCUCCCUGAAGACUCACCCUCACCCUCACCCACACCCUCACCCUCACACUGCAAACACUACAACAACUCCAAUACACACUACACAAUCCAAUUUACUAAUGAAAACACUCUGCAUUUAUCAAACAGUAAUCAGUUUUAUCGAAUGACUUCUUUAAUUAUUGAUUACUCGGACGAAUAUAAGAGCAGGAAGUGAGUAAAUUUUAAUCCAUAGCUGGACAUCAGUUAAAAAAAAGUGUUAUUAGCUUAAAAAUGUUAGAUGUAACUAAUUUACUAACAGCUUUUUUGAAAAAUCCUAGAUAUAUACCAGUUUACUUUUUUAACAAUGGCUGUGAAGUUUCUUCAUAAAGUUUCCAAUAACCUUUAAAGUGCAGGAUUCCUGAAUUUAAAGAGUGUUAAAUGAUCCUAUAGCAAAUUACUGGCGUCAUUCUAUGAAAUACACACUGUGACAUUUAUCACUGCAUGUCUUUUUUUUUUUUUUUUUGGCCAAAUUGGCUGUCCAUGCUGAGGUCAUGCUAUUAUAAUGAUUUAAUGUUUAAUUGCACCUAAAUGUUAAAUGACCACUUGACCUUAUCUUUGUAUAAUAAAGUGCAUUGACUGAAUGUGAUUAAAGUAAAUG